Molecule: messenger RNA, 2249 nt
Organism: Dermacentor andersoni
Lineage: Eukaryota; Metazoa; Arthropoda; Arachnida; Ixodida; Ixodidae
Source: RefSeq, a predicted model, not a curated record
GCAGGUACGUAGUCUUUGACCAACCUCUGUUAUUGUGUAUGGCAUUUUGAUUUCAAGGACAACUAGAUAUCCCUCGGCUUGGUGAAAUUUAUGACGUCGGCUUUCUCCGUGUUCCCAUGUGUCGAGAAGCAGCGCGGGGCCCGUUGCGAAGGGCUGGCGUUGGAGGGCGUGCGGCCGCGCCUCGUGGCUUCUAGAGCGCGCAUGCCCGCCUGGCUUGGACCGAGCCUUUGAGCAGGCCCCAUUGCGGAGCCAGGAUGGCGCUGUCGGACGCCGGCAGCUCUCUCUCCAGGGCGCCUGGGCUCCAGGACGUGGCGGCGGCAUCGUCCGUCGCCGACACCGCGUCGGAUUACCGAACAGUCGACAAUUCUGGCCUUGAAUCUACAUUCGUAAAGACCAUCUCUCAAAACUACAACGCGGACGAGCUGCGCAGGAUUCUCAGCGACAUAUACUGUUCCACCGUGCACUCCCUGAACUUGGAGGUCAUUCAGAUGUGGCUGCACGUAGUACAGGACAUUCGUGCUUUCCUGCUUGCCCACGAAAACAAAGAUUUCCUGCAGCUGUACUCCAAGUCAAUGCACCUCCGGCUGACCACUUGCUGGAACGAGAUAUUGUACGCGAUCAUCGGCCACGUCCGGCACGCUCCAAAUCUCCUAGGCCAGACCUUCCAGAGAUCAGCUGGAAACAAGAAGCUCACAAUCAACAGCUGCAUUGCCUGUUUCUGUCACUUCUGUAACGAAGUCGGCCUUACCUGGAACAAGGGGGUCAGUGACAUCCUGGGUCUUCUGCGGGAUAUUCUCACUGUUUUGAAAGAAAACCGCCAAGAUUCUUCACUCAUAGAAACGUGGAUCCGGCAGGCUGAGGAGUCGCAGGCUAACAUAACGAGUGCGUGUACCGAAUUCCAGAAGUCUUUCAAGGUCCUCACGUCGCUCGUGGAUGAGGAACAGGUUCCCUCUGAGGCACUCCUCAUGCACAAGCUGUUCACCGUCUGCACGGGCGAAAUGCGGGAAAGCCUGGAAUCGGAGAUGAUGUCGCAGUUGCAGGACGAGGUUCUCAUGUCUGAUCGCUGCGUGUCGAGCGCCGCCGUGCUGCAGGCGAAGACUACGGUGCUGAAGGCCUGGAACGACACGAUCGGCAAGCUGCUGGCCACGUUCGCGCGGACGUGGGCGCAGGACACACGACUCGCUGUCACUGAUAUCUACAUUACUGCGCUCGAGACUUUUUAUGGGUCGUGGGCGCGUAUUCUGUGCAGCGUCAUGGUGGCAACUGACCUGCUCGAGAGCGACUUUAUUCGAGUCGAGCUGGAUCCGGCUACGGUGAAGGCUGUGCAAGCGGGAAUCAUCGCCGACUUGAGCCGCGAGACGGACCUGAUGAAGGCGCCGCGGACAGACGAAGGCGGAAGCUCGCCGGCAUCGGAUCCCUUCCCGUUGACCAACCCCACUUAUUGGUACAAGAACUGGCUGGCGCUAGCGCACAGCGUGGAGCAGAGCGUGUUCGCGCUGGGGGACCUGCUGACGCGCCAGGAAAGGGCAACCACGGAGCAGGCGUCGCUGAGUCGCCUCUACCAGGGGGCCGCCAGCUGCUUGGAGCGCUAUGAGCAGGCUUGUUGCCUGCUGCGCCACUUUGCCCUCUUCGAGGCCAACACCAGCACGUGCGCCUGGCAAACGAGCCGCGCCUGCGAGAAGCUCCUGCGUUCUCUGACCGAGCACCUGGCUCCGGUGGGAGUCAAGCCCACUAGGCUACGAGUCGUUCAAAACGGAUUCGAGGCACUGAAGGUCGACCUCCUGACCAUGCUUCGGGACUUGCGUAAAGAGCGAGCCGUUCCCGAGAAUUACGUGGUGAUUUUUCGAUCCCACGUGACGGAAUGGCUCGGCCGUCUCCGGAUAGCUGCCGGUGACAUACGUCAGGAGGCCCUCGAGGCAGCGGAGCGCAUGCGCGCUGGGUGCAGCGACAGGACUAAGCUGGACGAGUGCAUCGCCGCGCUGCCGUCGCGCCUCGAGGAAGGCUGCAGCAACAUAGAGGCCCAGCUGCAGCGGUUUUGUGCCAAUGAAACCUGGAAAAUUGACGACAUCGGUAUCCUGGCGCAUCUUUCCAAGUCGCGGAGCAAGAUCUAACGGCUUAUUGCCACUCCCACAACUAGAGAAACGAUAACAAAAAGAAAGAAAUCCAAGCUGAAAUUUCCCACCGAAAAAAAAAAAAAAUUGUAGUUAAAGACAAGCCAUGAACGGAAUAAAUUGGGCAUACACGAACAA